Molecule: messenger RNA, 2025 nt
Organism: Anguilla anguilla (European eel)
Lineage: Eukaryota; Metazoa; Chordata; Actinopteri; Anguilliformes; Anguillidae
Gene: phgdh
Product: phosphoglycerate dehydrogenase
Exons: 12
Coding region: 146-1738 (530 amino acids)
Biological process (GO): L-serine biosynthetic process
Molecular function (GO): NAD binding; phosphoglycerate dehydrogenase activity
Source: RefSeq, a predicted model, not a curated record
GGAUGACGUCACAGUCACUUCGUCCGUAUUUUUUCUAGCAUAUGGUUCACGCCUCCGAACUCCAGGACGUUCUCUUUUAGUGCAAAGUUACACAAGACCCAUUCAUUUGAAAAGCUGUUUCUCGACUGUUGAAAAGGUGAACAAAAUGGCAAUGGUUUCGAUUAAACGGAUUUUGAUCACUGAAAGUGUGGAUCCAUGCUGUACGAAGAUCCUGCAGGAUAAUGGCAUUCAGGUUGCGGAAAAGAAAACUAUGACCAAAGAUGAGCUCAUUGCUGAAAUAAAGGAUUAUGAUGGUCUGGUGAUUAGAUCUGCUACAAAAAUAACAGAAGAAAUCAUCAAUGCAGCUGUUAACCUAAAGAUAAUCGGCAGAGCUGGGACUGGUGUUGACAAUGUGGAUGUGGAUGCAGCCACGAAGAGAGGCAUCAUUGUCAUGAACACCCCUAGUGGAAACACUAUCAGUGCUGCUGAACUGACAUGUGCCCUGCUGAUGUGUCUCUCCAGAGGCCUGCCGCAAGCAGUCAUGUCCAUGAAAGCUGGGAAUUGGGAUCGAAAAAAGUUCAUGGGUACAGAGCUGUAUGGCAAAAUUCUUGGAAUAGUUGGUCUUGGGAGAAUUGGGAAGGAAGUCGCAACCAGGAUGCAGUCUUUUGGAAUGAAGACUAUCGGCUAUGACCCCAUCACUCCCCCAGAAAUCUCUGCUACUUGGGGUGUUGAGCAGAUGUCUCUGGAACAGCUGUGGCCUCAGUGUGAUUACAUCACUGUACACACCCCUCUCAUGCCCUCUACAACAGGACUGUUGAAUGAUGCCUCUUUUGCCAAGUGUAAGAGGGGUGUGAAGGUGGUGAACUGUGCUCGUGGAGGCAUCAUUGAUGAGGCAGCUUUGCUCAGAGCUCUGGAGUCUGGCCAAUGUGGUGGGGCAGGCCUUGAUGUAUUUGUUGAGGAACCACCCAAGGACUAUUCCCUGGUGAACCACCCCAAUGUGAUCAGCUGCCCACAUCUGGGUGCUAGCACCAAGGAGGCCCAAGCACGCUGUGGGCAGGACAUUGCCCUGCAGAUUGUGGACAUGCUGCAUGGUAAAGCUCUUGUGGGAGCGGUGAAUGCUCAUGUGUUGGCCAGUACAUUCUCCCUUGAUUCCCAUCAGUGGAUCAAGCUAGGAGAGUCUCUGGGCUUGGUACUGAGGGCAUGCAGUGCUUCCAAGCAACCUUAUGGUCAAGUGCAGAUCACAACUAUUGGAGAAUCCCUGAAAAAUUCAGUCGGCUUCCUUGGAUCAGCGGUAAUGGUGGGGUUACUGAAGGAAAGCCCCAAUAACAGUCCCAACCUGGUUAAUGUGCUGACUCUGGCUCAGGAGGCCGGCAUCAUGAUAAUCAGAAACCAUGCUGGUGAAGACCAGAAGCUGGCCAAGAGCUUAUGUAUGGUGGAUAUUUCUGCCAGUGGGUCCAGGUAUAAGGCAACUGGUUCAGUCCUAGGGGAAGUCCCAGUCUUGCUGGAGCUUAAUGGAAGCAUCUUCAGACAACCUAUCCCCCUCUCUGGGAAUCUGCUGUUCUUCAAGGGUAUGACAACCCCUCAGGUUCUGCCCUCUGUUGCUGGUAUAUUGGCUGCUGCUGGUGUGGUGAUAGAGUCGUUCAGUGCAUCGGUGGCCGACAAUGGUGAUCAGUGGUGCUGCAUUGGGCUGUCCUCUCUUCUGGGGGACCUUGAAGCUCUGAAGCCUCUGGUGAAUGAGGUCACACAGGUCUUUGUCUAAACGCCUGAGAGAGUAUCUCACGACAGUCUAUGAAGACUCCCUCUCCGAGUCCUCACUGUUUAAAUCUAACCUUUAAAAUGUAGAAUUGGACCAGUUUCCCCAUGAACACUAAUGAGCACACUGCUUAAUUAGAGCUUUGAACAUGUUAGACUUGGACAUGAAAUGUCUGUUACAUAUAGAGGUCGCAAGUUUUCAAGCCACCUGAAAACAUGUUUUAGAAGUUUUAGAAGUCACUUGUUUGUAUGUAAGUUGCAUUUCCCAUUUAAUAAAACCCACAUGACCAACAA